AUGAUCGCAGAAUUGAGAAAACUUCUUCAGUUUGUCGGACCAGGUCUUUUGGUUUCUUGUGCUUAUAUUGAUCCCGGCAACUACUCAACUUCUACAGCUGCCGGUGCACAAUUCGGAUAUAGUCAUCUUUUCAUAGUGCUGCUUUCAAAUUUUUACGCUGUUAUUUUGCAAUGUCUUUGCAUCAAGCUUGGCUCAGUUACUGGCCUAGAUCUCGCAGAAAGUUGUCGUAGGUAUUUGCCAGGGUGGCUUAACGUAAUUAUUUACGGUUUAGCAGAACUUGCCAUCAUUUUCACAGAUUUGGCAGAGGUUGUGGGUACAGCCAUUGCCUUAAACAUCCUUUUUAGUGUGCCGUUAAAAUUUGGCGUUUUCCUCACAAUCCUGGACGUUUUGGUGAUUGUGUUCGCAUACAACCCAGAUGGUAGCAUGCGUCAGAUUAGAAAGUUCGAGCUUUUUGUUUCGUUCUUUGUCUUCAUGACAUUUGUCUGCUUUGUGAUGCUUUUAGACAGAGUCGACAUUUCAACAAAGUCAGAUGUUAUCGAGGGUUUCUUCCCAUCAAAGAUUUUAUUCUCAGACAAGAAAGCAACAUAUUUGGCGUUGGGUAUCAUUGGCGCUACUGUGAUGCCACAUUCGCUUUAUCUAGGCUCGAAUUUGGUCAAACCAAGACUUAAACAAUACGAUCUAAAGCAUGGCUAUUAUAUUCCUCAUACGCCAUCACCGGAUGAAAAUGCUGCUGAUUAUGAGUGGAAUCACACUUAUAAACCAUCACUGCAAUCUAUAGAUUACUGCUUGAACUACUCGUAUGCUGAGCUAAUCAUUAGCCUUUGUGUGAUUGCCGUGUUUAUCAAUUCUGCCAUUUUAAUUGUCUCAGGUGCCUCGCUUUUUGGAAAACCCGGUGCAGUGGAUGCAGAUCUACUCUCCAUCUACGAAAUGCUCAGAGAUUACAUUUCCAAACAGGCUGGUUUAAUAUUUGCAAUUGCUAUGCUUUUCUCCUCCAUCGCCGCUGGUGUUAUAUGUACAAUGUCUGGUAUGAUUGUUGCUGAGGGAGGAAUGCACUGGACAUUAAGCCCAAUUGUGAGGAGACUGAUUACCAGGACUAUUGCUAUUAUUCCAUGCAUGUUCAUGGUUUUAUUCAUGGGAAGAUCUGGCAUUGCUUUAGUCUUGAAUCUGUCUCAGGUCAUAUUAUCUUUGAUCCUUCCAUUCUGUUCUGCACCUUUACUUUACUUUACAGCAAAUCCAAAGAUCAUGCGUGUAGCCGUUCAAGACAUUUCUACGGAUGAAGAAGGUAAUAAACAGAAAAGAGGAGCUCCAGAACAAGAUGGCGUUACAGCAAUCAGCCCUUCCUCCGGUGCUAAUGCAGUUUCUGCAGAGAGUACAAAUCAAAUUCCAUCAGGUAGUAUUUCCACUGAGACUUCACCUCUUAUCCAAAGAACGAAAAGUAAAGAUAAUCUUGGGCCGAUUAAAUACCACGAUUUCAGUAACUCUACGAUUAUGAACAUUUUGGGAAUUACAACAUGGGCCACUAUCAGUUUUUUGAAUGUUUACUUGAUCGUUAUGUAUUUACGUGGAGAAGACGUCCAUUUCUAA
Brettanomyces bruxellensis is the source of this 1584-nucleotide messenger RNA. RefSeq lists its product as uncharacterized. Gene Ontology annotation, biological process: iron ion transport; intracellular manganese ion homeostasis. Lineage: Eukaryota; Fungi; Ascomycota; Pichiomycetes; Pichiales; Pichiaceae. Bases 1 to 1584 code for a protein of 527 amino acids. Gene Ontology annotation, molecular function: manganese ion transmembrane transporter activity; cadmium ion transmembrane transporter activity. Gene Ontology annotation, cellular component: plasma membrane. The transcript has a single exon. The record is from RefSeq and is a predicted model, not a curated record.